GGCGCGUCCGGCGGGCGGGGCGCGCUGGGGCGGCGGGAGCUGCGGCGGCGCGGCGGCAGCAGCGGAUCGGGAUCGGGAUCGGGAUCGGAGCCGGGAUCCGGAUCGGGAUCGGAGCCGGAGCGGGUGAUGUGCCAUGGCUGAUCCUCUCUCCAAAUCCGACCUCGUUGCAGCCUUGGCUCUCUUUGCUGGUGACCCAACCUACUUUCAGCUGGAUCAUGGAACCUUUGGGCAGACAGUGCCGUGUAAACCUAAAACAGGAGUGGAUCCGUGCGAGGUUUGGUGCAGCCUCCCCGUGGAGAAACUGCGGGAAAUUUGUAACGUGAUCAAAAUCCGAAUAUUCUGGUGCGCGCUGUUCACCAGGGAGAGCACGGCCUUCCUGGACACCUUCUGUUUGAUGUUCCUGGACUGGGACAUGAAGAAAGUUCAUGAGUUCAAUGUCAUGGAAGACCUCGCUGAUUUAAUUAAAAAAGUUGUUAACAUUCCGCAUUUCAUCAGUGGCAUCCUGAGGAUUGGCACUGGGAUAGAAAAUGGGCUGUUCCCGCUGGGCGAGGCGCUGGACUGGGUGCGCAGCGCGGGGGACCCGGGGAUGCUGCAGGGCCUGGAGCGCAUGGGCGACUUCGGCCGCGUCAUCCUGGCCAUGUUCUUCUCGGAGUGGAAGCGCUACAUCACCAAGGUGGCGCUGGAGGAUUUCGAUCUGGUGGCCGAUCUGCAGGCCCUGACCUGCGACAGCUCCAGGAAGAAGAGCGAGGCCAUGAAGCAGAGAGGAAAUGCAGAAUUUGCCCAGGGAGCCCUGGGCUCUGCCAUCGUCUCCUACACCAAAGCCAUCGAGUUCUGCCCUACCAACCACCUGCUGUAUGGGAACCGAGCUCUGUGCUUCAUCCUCACCAGGCAGUACGGGAGAGCUGUCCUUGAUGGGAAAAGAGCCAUCGUUCUCAAGCCUGACUGGCCAAAGGGGCACCACCAUUACUGCAAGGCGCUGGCGCUGCUGGGCAAGGCGGAGCUGGCGCUGGCGGCCAACGCGCGGGCACAGGAGCUGUGCCAGGGCAGCCCCGAGGGGCUGCGCGAGCUCCUCACACAGAGCCAGCGGCUGCGGGGCGGCCGGGGUACUGAGCAGAGAGAGAAGGCGAGGAAGGAUCUGCCAGAGAAAAAGGACCGAAAUUCCUCCAAAUCUCCUCCAGGGAAUUGCCGGGAGCAGAAAGGAGCAGGGAGGGAGAGGAGGAGGAGCCGGGAUGAGCCCGAGGGGGCGGAAAUGCAGGAAAAGGUGACCGAGCCCCAGAGGGCAGAAGGCAAAGGUUCCACGCUGGAGCAGCCUCCGAACCAAAGCCAGCAAAGCAAACGAAAGCCAAAAACCAAAACUUGUGACCAUGAAAAAAUGAGGGAUCAUGUGGAUUUGAAGAGGGAAAAAGCCAUGGAGGAUAAAGGUUUCUGUGCUGUGCCACAGGUGGAUUUCAGCUGCCUGCCCGAGGCUGUGAAGGCGCUGGCGCGCGAUGGCUGCCGGGCCCUGCAGGAGCAGCAGUGCCACAGCGCCGAGCUCGCCUUCUCCCGGCUCCUCGGCAUCCUCUGCGCCUCGGGCGUGGCGUAUAUGAAUAAUGUAAAUAUUCUUAAUAUUAAUUAUGUUAUAUUCCUCUAUGGACAUGCCACUGCCCUCCUGGGAAUGGGACAUCCUGAGGCAUUGGCAAAAGCUGAAGUUCAGUUUAAGAAAAUAAUUGAGCAAUAUCCAGAAGAAAGCUGUUUUUGUUUGGCACACUAUGGAAUUGGAAGGGUUUACCUCAGGCAAAACAGGUUUGUUCAUGCCCUCGACCAAUUCCUGAGGUCAAAGCUGAUGAUUGAUUUCAAUAUUGUCCCUGGAGUUUUAACCUGGCCAGGAACAACUCAGGUCAUCGAGGAGACGCGAAUAGAGAAUUUACAGAUGGCUUUAAGGAAUUAUAUUGAGGAAUGUAAAUUCCCCCCAGCCCCAGAUGCUGUGUGUCGAUACCAGCAGUGCCAUGGCUACUCCAAAAUCCAAAUAUAUUUUACAGACCCAGACUUUAAGGGUUUUAUACGUGUUAUCUGCUGCCAGCAGUGUCGGGUGGAAUUCCACAUCAGCUGCUGGAAAAAGCUGAAAACAGCAAGCUACAGUGAUAAAAAUGAUAAGGAUUUCCUUAAGGAAAUUUGUUUUACUCCUGAUUGUAAAGGCCUUAUUUCAAAAAUAGUUAUUUUCAGUCCUCCUGGCGUGGUAAAAUGUGAAUUUGAACAAAAAAUCCCAAAAGUGAAGGAACCACCAAGGGCCUGUAUAAAACAGAAAUGCACAAGCCUCAGGAACAUCAAAAUAAAGCAAGAAAAGAAGAAAUGGCGGAAAAGAGCGCGGGAAGCAGCCAGGAAUUGUGCCAGGAAUUCUGUCAGGAAUUGUGCCAGGAAUUCAGCUGAGGAAAAACAGGAGGGGAAGGAGCAGCCCCAGGGCAGCCAGAACAGGGGAGCUGGCCAGGAUUUAUACGCCGGCGACCAAAUCCUGCAGCACCUGCGGCGCAAUGCCGAGAAGAUCAAAGCCGCUGUGCCCGACCCUGCCGGGUUACUGAGGGAAUUGCUGGCCUGGGGGGUGAUGGCAGAGCAGGAUUUCAGCUCCUCUUCCCAAAUCCACGAUUCCCAGGAGGUGCUGGAGCGGCUGCUGAGCUCCGUGGUCCAGGAGAGGAGCCGGGUGCGGAGCCGCGGCUUCCUGCACGUGCUGAGCCGGAUCCACGAGGUGGAUGCCAAAGUGCACAAGUGGCUGCAGCACCUGGAUCACCUGGGUCUGACAGCUACAAAAAACUUCCUCCAUCAAUAUGGCCAAGUUCUGCAAGAGCUUGAUUUUUCUAUUUUAACCCCGCUGUGGAACCAGAGAUAUGGCAGUAAAUUCGAUAAGGUGGCAGCUGAUGGGGAAAAAAAGGAAAUUUGUGAUUAUUUCCUCUCCCCUCCCCUAGAGAAAUCCCGGUGUUUUAUUUGGCUGUUGGAGGAAAACAGAGAACAUUUCCCUCAGCUCCAUCAGGCUUUAGAUGAAUUCUUUGAUAAAAUGGAUGAUCCAACCAUUAUAUUAAAGAAACAAGGAAAUGAGAAUUUAUCAAAUAAUGAAAUCAAAGUUAAAAAUAAAAACAGGAAGAAGAAUUUGAAAGAUUCAAAGUCUAUUUUAGUAUUAUCCAGUGGAAUUAGUACAGCACCACGAGAAGAAGAGAAGAUAUUUAUAGAAGAAAAUAAUGUAGAUUUUCCAAAUGAAAAUCCCUUUGGAGUCCCAGAACAUCUCCAGGAUCAACUGGAGGAAUUCGAAGCUCGUUAUAAUAUUGCAAAUAAUAACAAUUAUCAGAUUAAUAAUAAUAAUAAUCCAGAUCCAAUCUCUGAGAAUUUAUAUGAUUAUUUCUCUCAAAUCUUGGAAGAACAUGGCCCUCUGGAAAUUAAUAAUAAAUUGCUGAUUGGGGAAUAUGAGAAUUUCCCUGAGGAGACGCGGAAGGUGGUGGAAGACGGGGGCGGCCUGGAGGCCUUCCUGCUGAAAUCCCUGCGCUUCCUCAUGGUGGAUAAUCUGAUAGGCCUGCAGAAACACUCGGCCCUUUUUGAGGGAGAUCCCAGCAGAAAUGAGAAUAAAGAUGAAAAUCCCACACCUGGGCAGUGCCAGGGGAACCCUGCCCACACCAAGCUGCCCCUCAACCCCUACGCCCAGGAGUUCAAACCUCUCUCGUACCCCGUGGAGGCCCCUGUGGCAGCAGCUCCUGAUUUAUCCGAUUAUCACACCCCACAAUAUUUCCCCUGCUCCUUCCCUGCUCCCUGCACUCCUGGAAAUCCUCUAGAAAACGAAAAUAUUGAUUCCAUGGAAAGCCAGGCUCCGUUUUCAGGUGUUUUACUGGAAGGCUUCCAGCCUGCAGGCCCGGCUGUGUUUUUACCUCAGAGCUCCUGGGGUUAUCAGUAUGGAAUCUUGCCCCUGGCACAGGCUGGGCUCAUUUAUGCUGAUCCUGCAGCUCCUCAGGAACACCUGCACUCAGCAAUCCCCAGCCCGGAGCUCUUUGUGCCAGCUGAAAUCCAGCAGUGCAAAGGCCCCUGGGGCCAAUUGGAGAACUCGGAUAAAAAGGAUUCUGCUUUAUCAAAUGGCUCGGAUGAAGCUGAGGGUGAUAAAUGUGUUAAAAAGGAAAAAGGAAAGAAAAAUAAAGGCGGGGUGAAGAGCAAUCCUCACACAAGGAUGGUGGCAGUGCAGGUAAAUCAGGAAGUUGCUGAUAGGGAAACCAAUACUUUGCCUUUCCAUCCAUUUGAAAAUCAACAGGGUGACAUCCUGCGCCUGCAGAAGGAGCACCGGGUGCUGCAGGAGCAGCUCCGCCAGGCCCAGCUGAAAUCGGAGCAGUCCCAGAGCCGGAGCCGCGAGGAGAUCUCAGCUCUGCAGGGGCUCCUGAGGAAAAGCAUCGAGGAGAGCGAGGUGUCCCAGAAUGAGCUGGAUUGGUUCCACCAGGACUCGGAGGCACAGAUGAGGAAAUGGCAGCAGGAGAAGAAGGAGAACCGGGAGAAUUUAAAAGCUCUGAAGGGCACAGCCAAAAAACACUCGGACACCAACGAGAGGUAUUUGAAGAGCAUUGAGGAGAAGGAAAAGCAAUAUAAUGCAAGUGUAAAGACAUUUCUGAAGGCCAGUAAGAAAUUUGCUAAUGAGAAAAGCAAAUUGGAAGAGCUGAUCAAAAAGAGUCAGAAUGAGAGGCAGGAGUGUGAGAAAAGAGCUGUUGAAGCAGAGAUCUCGGUGCUGCAGAGCUGGAAGGAAGCCGAGAGCUGCAGGCUCAGGGGCGCCAUUGCCAAGGCCCAGGGGAACCUGCGGCUGCUGCGGGCGCUGGGCAGCAGCUCAGCUUCUGCAGCUCCCGUGUUGAAGUCCCAGGUUGAUUCCUGGGAAAUAUUUAUAUCAAAUGUCAAGAAACAACUGGAAAAAGUCGAGGCCGAGUACGAGGAGAGGAUGGAGCAGGUGGGGAGGGGGGCCCGGGGCUGCCUCAGCAGAGUGGAGGUUGUGGAUUUGCCAUGGCCCCAGGGCUUUGUGGCAAUGCCGCUCAGAGCUGCCGUGUGUGACCCUGCCAUUGUCACCUGCUCAGCGCCUGCCCAUCCCGGUGCCCUCCCUGCGUUUCCCAGCUCCGAUGGAAAAGCUCCAGCCCAGCCUCCCCUGCAGGCACCCAGCGGAGCCACGGCGGCCCCUGAGGCUCCUCCUGCCCCCGGGAAAGCUCCAGACAAACAUCCCCGAGCUCCAGAGGGAUCACAUCCCGCUAAAAUCCCACCAGGAGCUCCUGGGAGGAACUCCCAGCCUGCCCAGCCCAGCCAGGAUCCCUCAGCUCUGCAGCAGAGGCCGCCUGCAAUGCCAACCAACAAAAAGCUUCCAAAAAAAAUGGAAAAUAUUUUAGCCCAGCUGCAGAGUGUAUUCCCAAACUGCAGCAGCUCAGAGCUCACGGCCUCCAUCCGGGAGGUGCAGAGGAGGAGCGGGAGCAGCCUGAGCCCCAGUGAAAUCCUCAGCAGGGCCACGGAGCUCAUCCUGGACCAGCAGCAGCUCAAGGCCCCGCCAGCGGGCACAGCCCUGCCCUCACCAGGCCCUGCUGCCCCCGCCCGGCCCAGGGCAGCGCCCAUGGAUGGACCCGGCCCCAAAACCUCCGCGGGCAAAAACCCCUCCCAGCCCAACCUGCAGCCCUGGGGCAGUGCUGGAGCAAUCCCCAAAGCCAAGUGGAGGAAGCAGGACAGUGCUGCCUGCAGUGAGGAUCCCUGCAGCAUCUGCCACGAUGAGCUGAGCAGUGACUGCUGUGAGCUCGAGUGUGGCCAUCACUUCCACAGAGAGUGCAUCCGGACGUGGCUCAAGCAGCACUCCAGCUGCCCCAUCUGCCGCGUGCACGCUCUGCUGCCCGAGGACUUCCCCGAGCUGCCGGCCUGGAACCGGCCCGGCUGAGCCUCCUCUGCUCCUGCACAAUUCCAGCU
This is a messenger RNA of Zonotrichia leucophrys gambelii, 5925 nucleotides long. It is a transcript of the gene TTC3, whose product is annotated as tetratricopeptide repeat domain 3. Gene Ontology annotation, molecular function: protein binding. The record is from RefSeq and is a predicted model, not a curated record. Bases 134 to 5896 code for a protein of 1920 amino acids. The transcript has 47 exons. NCBI's taxonomy places the organism in Eukaryota, Metazoa, Chordata, Aves, Passeriformes, Passerellidae.